GUGAAUUCUUCCCCUCAAAAAAAAAAAGUUCCAGUGAAUUCACUCGCACAACCCUGAAAUCGAAACUGAAACCAAACCAAGAUCGAGCGGAAGCACGGCACCAAGCAAUGGAGGCGCUGCUGGAGCUAGAGAAGGUGCAGAGAGUGCUCUCCCUCAUGGGCUCCCGCGGCCUCUCCGACUCCGACGGCAGCGGCGGCGGGGACCGCUUCCUCGCCCACUUCCUCCUCUUCCUGGCGCAGCCGUUUGAUUCACUUGCCAUUGAGAAGAAGGUCGUAUUAAUCUCUGAGCUUUUGAGAGAGGUUAAUUCUGAUACUCUCAAAGAAGUGCAACGUCUAGCCAGUCUGGAAGGUACUAAUAAUAGGGAAGAUGAACCAACUAAGAAGUUCAAGACGGAUGGCGAGAAAUUAACCAUUCAGGAUGCGCCUAUGAUUGGAUUCGAUGCAAUGAUGAGAGCCAAUUCCACGCUUGAAGAUUUUUGCAGGUCAUACUUCAUAUUUCAUGGUUUGGAUGUUAACAUACCACACUCUGUUUUCAAGUUUCUUCCUUUCCUUUCUUUUACAGAGAGCUACAUAUACCAGUUAGAUGCUUCAAAUGAAGACAGUUUGCUAUUAGUUCCAGAGAACAACUCUUCUUCAACAGUAUUGGAAAGGAAAAUACAAGGUUCUAGUCAGAUGUCCUUGUCUGACAUGCUUGACCCCCUUGAUAAUCUUCUUCAAUGCCAGGGGUUAAUGACAGAUCAAUUGCGAAAUGAACUCAAAUCUGGCAUCCAGUAUUGGUCUCUAGAGAGGAAGCUUUGUCAAGCAUUAUCAAGAAAGGAUAAGAUAUCUAUCGAAGAUGUUAUGGAAGCAAUCCAUCUCAAAUCUUUUGACUAUCGAGUUCUUAAUCUGAUGAUGUAUCGGCUUACUGGUCAGCAGGUCAAUGACUUGCACAUGGAGUUCUUGUCUGUCUCAGAAUUUUUAGUUGAGAUAUGUGAUGACCUGUAUGAUUAUGAGGAUGAUGUGGUUAACAAUACUUUUAACAUCCUCCGCAUGUUUGCUGCGAUAUAUGGACCUUUAGAUGCACCAAAGAUGUUGGCCAAGUGCAUCGGUGAAGCUGAGGAAAAAUAUGAGAGCUUCUCAAAGAAAUUGGACCCUAGCAUCUCAAGAAGUUACUGGAGAAGAUGUGAGGAGGCUACAAAGGAAGGUGGAAAAAUAUCAGGCCAUGCGUAUGGCACAUGGAAUAUCCCUCCUUUGAUAGGAGAUGAAGAAUCAUUUCGCCUUGAUAGAUUGAACAGAGGUGAUGCUUCUGCCAUGGCCAUCAGAUGACAGGCCCAAAGCCAAUUAAGCGGGCCCUACAUAUUGCUUGGACUGGCUUGACUGAACUCCUCUCCAUCCAGAUUGGUGCAGAUGGCAUCUCCCGUGCAUUAUGGAACCUCCCACUCGUGGUCUCGCAGCUUAAAUUUCAGACCCGCGUGGCCUGCGUGGUCAUCGCUGGUGCUUCAAUGCUCUCCGUGCAGGCAGCUCACAUGGGGCGAGUGGACCAAAAUGUGAUCGUUUGUUGAUUGAUUAACAGUUGUGCAGAUCCAGGAUAUAAUAUGUUCAUGCAUCUAGCCAGAUCAUCCGUGUACUUGCGCCAAUCAGCUAUGUAUUUGAAUAAGUGCAACGCGAGUCAUGCAUUGAGGUUAACUACUAUACUUAGUAAUACUAUACGGUGAAGUAAUAUUAUGACUUA
Messenger RNA from Triticum aestivum (bread wheat), 1710 nucleotides. RefSeq lists its product as uncharacterized. Bases 108 to 1304 code for a protein of 398 amino acids. The transcript is spliced from 15 exons. Lineage: Eukaryota; Viridiplantae; Streptophyta; Magnoliopsida; Poales; Poaceae. The record is from RefSeq and is a predicted model, not a curated record.